UAACCGGCACCCUCGCGCCACGGCGCGAACCCGAUCUAGUUGGAUAAGAAGCAAGCGGCCAGGGAUAGCGAUCCCAUGCCAGCAUCCAUCCCCAAUCCCCACGACUGACGCGGGCGGCGACUGCCAUGGCCGGUCGGCCGUUUCUCCGGCAACUCGUGGAGAUACCACGACCCGGGUGGAGCGCUGCCGAGCCUCGCGUUGGAGGCCGGAGAAGGCUGCGCCAGAGGACUCCGGGGAGGGCGUGCCGGCCCGAUUGGGCACAGGCAAAGAUGCCCACGACCGGUCGACCGCACCACCGGCGGCAAGAGGAUCUCCCGUCCCGCUCGUCCUCGGAGUAGGAGUCACCGGGGAGGUGGGUGCCAGAUACGACGCCGUUGGAAGCGCCAUUCGCGAGCCCGAGCGCCGCUGGGCUCCAUGUGUCAGCGCCGGGGCCGGGUCGCCUCUGCGCCAGAUGCCCGUCGCUCGUGCGCCGGAUCACGCGGCCGAGGGCGGUCUCCCACCAUUGGACGCCGAUGAGGCGCCUUGCCGAUGGGGCCCGAGGGUUCGACCGCCGCCGUUCUUCGCGACGAGACUGUCCCUCAUAGAGGAAACAAAGGAUUCAUGGCCACAGCGCGCUGCAGAAACGUCGGUCCUGAGGGCGGCCGCAGUAGCGGGCACCACCACACCGACGAACACGCGAGCGAGCGAUGCUGUAGGGGGGAUCGUCGCGCAGAUGGAAUCGCUCCGCCGGGAGCGUGCUGAUAACGUGUUGAAAGGGAAAACAAGAGAACAAUCGAGAGAGCCUCGGCACAGAUGUAAAAGUGAAUAAGUGUCCUUUCAUUAGAUGAUUGUAGGUAUUUAUACAGGCAGAAGGGAUGCAUCCGUUCGGGAGAGAUGUCAGGAAUCGACGCGACAGUUGCCAACGCAAACUGGCUGCGGUUGGUACAAGGGGAGAUUCCCCCAUAAUUAACACAAGUUUAAUUGAGCUUUAACAAA
This is a messenger RNA of Triticum aestivum (bread wheat), 975 nucleotides long. RefSeq lists its product as uncharacterized. The record is from RefSeq and is a predicted model, not a curated record. Lineage: Eukaryota; Viridiplantae; Streptophyta; Magnoliopsida; Poales; Poaceae. The coding region runs from base 452 to 808 and encodes 118 amino acids. The transcript has 2 exons.